UGCUAUACAUACCCAUCACGCAAAAUCCUUUGAAACCCCCUUCAAGUACUAGUCUCUUUGCAGUUUGCACUUCCCCACCAACACUUCACUCUACACUUUCUCUCCCUAGAAAAAAGAGAUAAAAACCAACUCUCCAAAAUACUCACAGAACAAAGAAAAAACAGCAACAAUGUCAAGAAACACACAAUUCUACACACAACUACCUCAUGAAGGAUUAUAUGGAACUCAACCCAUAAUGGAUCAUCAUCAAGGCCACCUAAUUGUACCUGAUCAUCACAACCAGCAACAACAAUUGCAUCAUUGGGGGAGUAGUGCUUCAAACCAAAACCAAAAUCAAGUUGUUUGGUAUUCACAAGAAGCAGCAAGAACACAACAAUCAGUAAUCUCAGAUGAUGAAGAAGGAGAAGAGUCAGGUGGUGGUGGUGGUGAUGGUGGUGGUGGUGGAAGAGCAGGUACUAAUGAAGUAGUAGAGAUAGAGGAAGAAGAAAGAGAACAUAUGUUUGAAAAACCAUUAACACCAAGCGAUGUAGGUAAACUGAAUCGAUUAGUUAUACCGAAACAACAUGCAGAGAAGUACUUACCACUCGGUGGUCAUGAUUCGUUACUGAGUUUCGAAGAUGAAUCGGGUAAGGAUUGGAGAUUUCGUUAUUCAUAUUGGAAUAGUAGUCAGAGUUAUGUAUUAACUAAAGGAUGGAGUAGAUUUGUUAAGGAAAAACAUCUGGACGCCGGCGACAUUGUUAUGUUUCAACGCCGUCGUUUCGAUGGUGAGCGUUUGUUUAUCCGAUGGAGACGUCGGAAUUCACCUACACCAACAGCAGGAGAUGAUCAUCAAUUCUGCUCAUCACGGUCGUCGCUACAAGUGGUUCCUAAUUCUAAUACUUCUAAUUGUAAUUCAAAUUCAUCAUCAUCAACAACAACUAAUUCAACAUGGAACCAAGCUAAUUUCUAUCCUAAUAGCCAGCAGCAGCACUACCAGUACCAUCAUCAUCAACAACAACAACAUCACCAUGGGCCUUCUUCUUAUCCUUCACCUCCUCUUCAUCAGCAUCAUAAUCACCAUGUGCCUCUAUUAUAUCAAUCUCCCUAUCUUCAUGCAGUGGGACAUAAUAAAGAUGAGGCAGCAGUUGAUGAGAAAAUGAAGAUAGCAGCAGGAGGGAAUUCAAAGAAAUUCAGACUGUUUGGUGUCAAUCUAGAUUUGCCAAAUUGAUGAUCAUCAUCAAAACCAGGGCCGAAUCCACAUUUUGCAGCAUCAUCAGGAGAGGCAGCAGCAGCUUCAUGGUCCCCAACUAUGCCUCAACAACAGUAGUGACUAUCGAUCUUGAAAAUAUCCAAAUGCAAUUUUUAAUUUAAUUUAAUUUUGUUUUUCUGUUUUUUUUGUUGGAGAAAAUGUAUCUAGUCAGGGUUCCUUUUUUCCCCCCUCACGCAUAAAAAUCCAGGGUUGAUGUUAUCACGGCGGGGACCAAAUUUUAGACUCAGUCUCUCUCUCUCUCUCUUACUUGCUAGUAGUAGUACCUGGUUGGGCAAAAACAACACAAGUUUUAUUAAUAUUUUAUGAUGAUUCUCUUGGGUAAAGUCUAAGCUAUCGUAAUUGCUUACGUACAACUUCUUCUUUACUUCUUCAGCACACAUGGAGAUAGGAACCAAACCAACUUCUUCUUCUUCUUUGCACGUUUAAUUCAUGGUUAAAAUUCUUGAGCAAACAAUUUUACUGCC
Molecule: messenger RNA, 1713 nt
Organism: Papaver somniferum (opium poppy)
Lineage: Eukaryota; Viridiplantae; Streptophyta; Magnoliopsida; Ranunculales; Papaveraceae
Product: B3 domain-containing protein At2g36080-like
Exons: 2
Coding region: 170-1207 (345 amino acids)
Molecular function (GO): DNA binding; DNA-binding transcription factor activity
Source: RefSeq, a predicted model, not a curated record